AUGGGUCUAUUGUUGCUUAAGGGAAUUGUUUUAAUGAUAUCAGAUACAGGUUUGUGUAAAUCAGUUUAUAAAACCUCUUCAACGGCUGGCAAAAUUAACUUCUCUCCGAUAGUAUGCGGUUUUCCGGAUUUUUCUAUAAGUAACGAGAUAUUGUAAGACGCCCGCAAACCAUCAUCAUUUCUUUGUGACGUCGAAGUGAACAUUCUGUCCAGUGCAG
Messenger RNA from Acanthoscelides obtectus, 217 nucleotides. The record is from the annotation of a GenBank genome assembly. NCBI's taxonomy places the organism in Eukaryota, Metazoa, Arthropoda, Insecta, Coleoptera, Chrysomelidae.